AUGCCCGGCCUGCUGAACCAGGGGACAGGGGCAGCCCUGCCCCUCACCGCCUCCGAUGUCACCUCCUUCGUCAGCGGCUAUGCCCUGGGCCUGACAGCCUCCCUCAUCUAUGGCAACCUGGAAGCCCAGCCCUUCCAGGGCCUCUUCGUGUACCCGCUGGAUGAAUGUACCACAGUGAUAGGCUUUGAAGCAGUCAUUGCUGACCGCGUGGUGACGGUCCAGAUCAAGGACAAAGCCAAGCUGGAUAGCAGCCAUGUCGAUGCCCCUCGUGUCCGCUGCACACCUGUCAUAGGAAAUAUUCUGCAAGAGGGGCCGCCUUUCGCCCCUCAUUCCUGCACACCAGGAAAGGUGGCUUUGGAUGAGGAUUUGGAGCGGAUCCUGUUCGUGGUCAACCUGGGGACUAUUGCCCCAAUGGAGAAUGUGGCCAUCUUCAUCAGCACCUCCUCCGAGCUCCCGACUCUCCCCAGCGGGGCCGUGCGGGUCCUGCUACCGGCUGUCUGCGUCCCAACUGUGCCCCAGUUCUGCACUGAGGGUGUGGGCCCCUCCACCCAACAGCCCCACAGGACCGCACAUUGCUUUGGACUCCGAACCCUGGACUCUUGGAACAAGCUGUGCCCUGGCGACUCUCCCUGAACACAGAGGUGUCCAAACCCCAUGGAGUAUGAGUUCAAUUCCAGCUGGAUGGAGAUCCGGGGGCCGUGCUGCUGGCAGGGCAGGGAGAGUCCCACCCAUGAGAUCCGUGCUGAUGCCGCCCCAUCUGCCUGCUCAGCCAAAAGCAUCAUCAUCACCUUAGCCAACAAGCACACCUUCGACAGGCCCGUGGAGAUUCUCAUCCACCCGACCGAGCCUCACCUGCCGCAUGUCCUGAUAGAGAAGGGGGACAUGACCCUGGGAGAGUUUGACCAGCACUUGAAGGGAAGAACGGAUUUCAUUAGAGGGAUGAAGAAGGACAGCAGUGCAGAGCGAAAGACAGAAAUCAUCCGGAAACGCCUCCACAAGGACAUUCCCCACCACUCCGUCAUCAUGCUCAACUUCUGUCCUGACCUCCAGUCAGUCCAGCCCAACCUGAGGAAGGCCCAUGGGGAAUUCAUCUUCCUUGUUGAUAGAAGUGGCAGCAUGAAUGGGGCCAACAUCCACCGUGUCAAGGAUGCUAUGCUGGUGAUUCUCAAGAGCCUCAUGCCAGCCUGCCUCUUCAAUGUCAUUGGGUUUGGAUCCACAUUUAAGACUCUCUUUUCUUCCAGUCAAACCUACAGUGAGGAGAGCUUGGCCAUGGCUUGUGACAAUAUCCAGAGAAUGCGGGCUGACAUGGGUGGCACCAACAUCCUCUCGCCUCUCAAGUGGAUCAUCCGGCAGCCAGUGCACCAAGGCCACCCACGGCUGCUCUUCCUGAUCACAGAUGGUGCCAUCAACAACACCGGGAAGGUGCUGGAGCUGGUGCGAAACCACGCCUUCUCCACCAGAUGCUAUAGCUUUGGAAUUGGACCCAACGUUUGCCACAGACUGGUGCAAGGGCUGGCAACUGUUUCCAAGGGCAGUGCUGAGUUCCUGGUGGAGGGGGAGCGGCUGCAGCCCAAGAUGGUCAAAUCCCUGAAGAAGGCCAUGGCCCCUGUCCUGAGUGAUGUGACUGUGGACUGGGUCUUCCCUGAGACCACUGAAGUCCUGAUCUCACCUGUCAGCACCAACUCCCUUUUUCCUGGAGAACGGCUGGUGGGGUAUGGCAUCGUGUGUGAUGCCUCCUUGUACAUCUCCAACACCAGAUCUGACAAAAGGCAACAGUUUAGCAUGCUGCACUCUCAGGAAUCCAGCAGCUCCGUUUUCUACCACUCACACGACGAGGGGCCUGGCCCAGACAGCAGAGACUGUGCCAAGAGCUUGGGGGCACCUGUGAACCUGGGGAAGACCCAAGAUGCCCGGCCAUCCAGCGGAGACUCUUCCACCAACCCUGGUUUGGACCUCUCCCAGCGACGGCGGGCAUAUAGCACCAACCAAAUCAGCCACCACAAGCCUUCCCCAAGAGCCCCCACAGCCAGUGAUCCCACAGUUGCUCUCAGAAGAUACCCAUUGCAGAAAGCCAAGCUGCAGGACCUCACCAACCAGAUCAGCCCGGAGACCCAGCAGUGGCAGAUUGAUUUGCAGCCCUUGCUGAACAGUGGCCAGGACCUGAGCCAGGGCCCCAAACUCCGGGGCCCAGGGGCCCGCAGGCCCUCUCUGCUGCCCCAAGGCUGCCAGCCCUUCCCUCCCUCAGGCCUGGAGUCCCAGGCCUGGAGCCCUAUGCCAGAGCUGGAUCCUGGGCCCAGCCUGAAGCCUGCCUCAGACAGCCGCAGCCCCAGGGACCCGGGGCUGUCCCAUCACUCUCCCUUCACCUGGGAGACCGAGACAUCUUCCGACUGGGAGCCCCAGGCCGAGCCCGAGGAGCGUCCCAGUCCCCGCAGGCGGGCCGCCCCAGGCCCCGUGAUGGGCAAGGCCGUGGUCAGGGGUCUGCGCGACAGCCAGCGCCUGCAGUGGGAGGUGAGCUUCGAGCUGGGCCCCUCCGGGCCGGAACCGGGCGGCGCGCGCGACGCGGACCUGUGGAACGAGACCUUCCACCACCUGGCGGCCCGCGCCAUCAUCCGCGACUUCGAGCAGCUGGCGGAGCGCGAGGACGAGAUCGAGCAGGGGUCCAGUCGCCGCUUCCAGGUGAACGCUGUGCACACCAGCAAGGCCUGCAACAUCAUCAGCAAGUACACAGCCUUCGUGCCCGUGGACAUGAGCGAGAGCCAGUACCUGCCCACCGUGGUGGAGUACCCCAACUCCGGUGCUGCAUCACGGAUGAACAGCUAUCGGCUCCUGACCCGACAGCUGAGGAGCUCCUCUGCCAGCUCCGGACGAUCCCAGACAGUGCUUGGGGACGACUCGGCAGCAGGAGAUAGCAAAUACCAGAACCUAAAUGGGGAGGAAAACCUCACUGCUCCCAUCAGCGAGACCCUGUCCUCCGUCCGUGAGAGGCACGUCGAUCCUGAAGGUCCCCUGUGCAUUCCGGCCACCAACACCAUUUCUUCCAUGAAGGCCUCAGAGACUCUGCUUGGAUCCAGGCUGAACGUCCACAAGUCCAGGCUGCUGACUCGAGCGGCCAAGGGCUUCCUGCGCAAGCCACUGCUGAAGGCUCCAGAGUCAACCUCGGAGAGCCAGAGCUACGACUACGUACCACUGGUGUCUAUGCAGCUGGCCUCUGGAGCCUUCCUGCUCAACCAAGCCUUCUGCGAGGCCAUCCACAUCCCCAUGGAGAAGCUCAAGUGGACCUCGCCCUUCACCUGCCACCGAGUGUCCCUCACCACCCGCCAGCCCAAGCCUAAGAGCCCAAGUCCCCAGCAGUGCACCAGCCCCUCCCCUCAGCACUCCUCCUGCGACAGCUUCUCUCCGGAGCCUCUAGCCGAGGGCAAGCCAGGCAUGGAGCCCAGGGCUGCGGUGGAGCACACGGGGAAGCUGUGGGCCACGGUGGUGGCGCUGGCGUGGCUGGAGCACAGCUCGGCCUCCUACUUCAUUGAGUGGGAGCUGGUGGCUGCCAAGGCCAACACGUGGCUGGAGCAGCAGGAGGUGCCCGAGGGCCGCACGCGGGGCACGCUCAAGGCCGCUGCCCGCCAGCUCUUCGUGCUCCUGCGGCACUGGGACGAGAACCUCGAGUUCAAUAUGCUCUGCUAUCACCCGAAUUAUGUGUAG
Choloepus didactylus (southern two-toed sloth) is the source of this 3696-nucleotide messenger RNA. RefSeq names its product von Willebrand factor A domain containing 5B1 (gene VWA5B1). Lineage: Eukaryota; Metazoa; Chordata; Mammalia; Pilosa; Megalonychidae. The record is from RefSeq and is a predicted model, not a curated record.